AUGAGCUCGAUGUUCAAGAAACGAGGCGGCCUUGCCUUCAAGCCCAAGCUUCCUGUGGCAAGGCCACGCCCGACUGCACCAACCUCACAACCAUCCAAGCCUGCCGCUGCUGAGGCGCAGAUCACCCCUCCGCCAUCAGACGUGCCUUCUCUCAAUGAGACUGAAACCGCGCAACCGGAAACCUCUAUAUCCGACACCUCGAGCCCCGACACCCCAGAGACGUCACUGGAGCCUAUCCAGGAGCCUGCUGCCAACCAUCCCGCAAUUGCGACUCUGCCAAACCCAUCACCGGAUCUGCCGCCAGCCUCUGAGUCAGAUGACCACCCAUUGGCCGCUCAACACACAGCACCCCCGCUUCGCACUCUUCCGAGACAAGAUACCUUAGAGACAUUAUCUGCUAGCACAAACCAGGCUGAUGAUCAACGACCGCAACCGGCAGCCGAAUAUGCCACUCCUUCCAAUACCUUGGAAGAGCCAAUUGAGGUGCCACUAGCCGAGGCCGCCAUAACGCCGGACGCAAGCGAGGCCUGUGAAACCCUGCAACCUACGCCACCAUCUUCAAUUAUCAGGAGAAAAAGGACAACGACUGCCGCGACUGCCGCGACGGCUGAGGCAAGCGAGAGCAGCGCGGUCACAGCACCCAGGAAGCGACAACGAAAGGCAACCCAAAAUGAAGACGACGGCGCAAAAGAAGCACCCGCGCGAAAACCGCGCCGUCCCCGGGCCCCCUCGGGGGAGGCGGGGGCUAGAACACCAAGGCGUGCCCGGUCUCUGACACCAGAGGAUGCGGAGAACCAGGUGGUUGACCUGCAGAAACUGAAAAUGUCCGACCUAACUAGAGACCUACACAUAGGAAAGAAGUUCAGCAGACACGACGAGCUUAGAGAGCGGGAGAGACAGGCAAGGGCGAAGGGGAAAUCCAGAACCGAAAGUGAAGGGCCCGAAGCCGAAGGGGAGAAGGUCGAGGCAAACGGUUCUGCUUCGAAUAGCGCCGAAGCAACCCCAGCAAACCCCACGCCAAGCGCGGCAUCGCAGGCAAACGCAGGUCCGCAGUUCCGCAUCGUGGAUGGUCAGAUCGUCCUCGACCAGAGUUCAUUGGUCAUGGACCGACAUGCUCGGGCUGUUGCGACACAGGGCGACUUGGAGAUGGUGGAGGAGAACGACUUCACCCGGCUCAUCACGAGCAGCUCCUUCAUGAACACAUCUAAAUUAAAAGGACCCAACAUCUGGACGGCAGAGGAGACAAAACUCUUCUAUCGCGGACUCGCCAUGUUCGGGACCGACUUUGAGAUGAUCUCCCAGAUGUUUCCUGGGAAGCAGCGCCGGCAUGUCAAGCUCAAGUUCAAUCGCGAGGAGCGCCAUAGUCCUCAACUAAUCCACACCACCAUAGUCGGGGAGAAGAAGACCAAGAUGGACCUCAAUGAGUAUAAAUCCUUCACGGGCACUGUUUUCGAGUCGGUAGAGAGCAUUGAGGCCGAGCAUAGUAAGAUUCAGGAAGACUUCGAGGCCGAGCAGAAGCGCGUCGCCGACGAGCAAGCCGAGAUUAUGCGAAAGAAGCGAGAGGAGCUUUUUGCUGAUGAUGACAAGGCGGAGGAUGGGAACGGAAAGAAAAAGAAGAAACGGAAGACGAAACAGCAAUUCGAGGACGAAGGGCGUUAUGGGGAGGUGGUUAUCGAAGAAAACUUGUAG
This is a messenger RNA of Clonostachys solani, 1689 nucleotides long. The record is from the annotation of a GenBank genome assembly. NCBI's taxonomy places the organism in Eukaryota, Fungi, Ascomycota, Sordariomycetes, Hypocreales, Bionectriaceae.